Artibeus jamaicensis (Jamaican fruit-eating bat) is the source of this 936-nucleotide messenger RNA. Its product is annotated as olfactory receptor 1N1. Gene Ontology annotation, cellular component: membrane. The record is from RefSeq and is a predicted model, not a curated record. Gene Ontology annotation, molecular function: G protein-coupled receptor activity; olfactory receptor activity. Bases 4 to 936 code for a protein of 310 amino acids. Gene Ontology annotation, biological process: G protein-coupled receptor signaling pathway. NCBI's taxonomy places the organism in Eukaryota, Metazoa, Chordata, Mammalia, Chiroptera, Phyllostomidae. The transcript has a single exon.
GUCAUGGAAAACCAAUCCUGCCUCUCUGAAUUUUUCCUCCGAGGAAUAUCUAGGUCACCAGAGCAACAGCAGUUACUCUUUGGUAUUUUCCUGUCUAUGUAUUUUAUCACCUUGGUGGGAAACCUGCUCAUCAUCCUGGCCAUCAGCUCUGACCCGCACCUCCACACCCCCAUGUACUUCUUCUUGGCCAAUCUAUCUUUCGUUGACAUGGGUUUAACAUCCUCCACAGUUACCAAGAUGCUGGUGAAUGUUCAGACUCAGCAUCAUACCAUCUCCUAUGCUGGUUGUCUCACACAAAUGUAUUUCUUUCUGAUGUUUGGUGACCUGGACAGCUUUUUCCUGGCCAUAAUGGCAUAUGACCGCUAUGUAGCCAUCUGCCGCCCUCUCCACUACUCUGCAGUCAUGAACCCCAGAGUCUGUGCCCUGCUGCUUGCCUUAUGCUGGGUCCUCACCCACGCUGUUGCCCUAACUCAUACCCUUCUUAUGACUCAGCUGUCCUUCUGCGUUGUGGGGGAAAUAGCUCACUUUUUCUGUGAUAUAACUCCUGUCCUGAAGUUGUCAUGUUCUGAUACCCACGUCAAUGAGUUGAUGGUUUUUGCCUUAGGAGGCACAGUACUCAUCAUCCCUUUUAUUUGCAUUGUUAUCUCCUACCUCCACAUUAUAUCGGUCAUCCUGAGAAUGCAAACUCCUGGUGGGGCGGGCAAGGCCUUUUCCACCUGCAGUUCCCAUCUCUGUGUUGUCUGUGUGUUCUAUGGGACCCUCUUUGGUGCCUACCUGUGCCCUCCUUCUGUUGCCUCUGAAGAAAAGGACAUUGCAGCAGCAGCAGUGUACACUGUGGUGGUCCCCAUGUUGAACCCCUUUAUCUACAGCCUAAGGAACAAGGACAUGAAGGGGGCCCUUAGGAGGCUUCUCAGUUGUGGAAGAGUUUUUUCUUAG